CUUCUCACCACCACGUCAGACCUUGAGUCUAUCUCAUCGCGCCUCUCUUACCCCACCUCGCUUCGCACCAUGCCCGCAGAAGCGGACGCGCGCGAGCGGCACAGCUCACGGCACAGCCGUGACGAUGCCGACGCCGGCCGCGAGCGCCGCGAGAAGGACGAGCGGCGCUCGCACCGCGACCGCGACGAGCGCGAGCGCAGCAGCCGGCGCCACGACGAGCGCGAGCGCAGCGACAAGCACAGCCGCAGCGAGCGCCGUGACAAGGAUGACCGGCGCGAGAAAGACAGGCGGCGCGACAAGGAGGAGCGCAGGGAGAAGGACGAGCGGCGCGAGAAGAAGGAGCGGCGAGAGCACACGAGCUCGUCGCGCCGGCGCUCGCGCUCGCCGCGCCGCGAGCACGGCAGUAGCAGCCGUCGCGACCGCAGGGAUGACGACGACUCCCGGCGGGAUGGCGGGGUGAUCGACGACGACGAGCGGGAGCCCGACCCGUCCAGAGAGAUGGACUUCUCCAUGCAGGAUCCUGCAUCCACCAUCCCCACGUCCGCCUCGCUGUCGCUGUCUGGUCCCAUGACAGCGUCUCGCCUUGCGUCCGAUGCACUGCCGCUGCCGCGCGACGCACCGACUGCGACGAGCCACUCCGAGGCCGGGCCUGAGCUCGAGCCGCCGCCGCCGCGUCUUGACCCGCUCACCGGCGCACCAGUCGGUGAGGGCGACAUGUUUGCGCGCCUCGGCCGCGACCGCGAGCGCAAGCCGCGCGAGGAGAAGCCGGACCCGGAGAAGCUGCACGUGUCGAAGCGCGAGCUCAAUGAGCAGCUCGUGCAGGGCAAGGCGCUGGACGACUACAAGACUGAGACCAAGGCUGCUGUCGCGCCAGGCUCUGCCGGCCACCAGUGGCGCAUGAUGAAGCUGCGCCGCGUCUACGAGGCGGCUGAGGAAGAGGGACGCGAUGUCGAGGACGUGGCGAAGGAGCGCUACGCCACGCUGGCCGACUUCAACGAGGCUCGCGCCGAGCGGCAAUUCCUCGACGACAGAGCAGGUGGGCGCGCCGGCAGCGGCGGCGGCGGCAACACCUCGAGCGGCCUCUCGAGCGGACGCAACACGCCUUCGGCCAGCGCGCGUCCUAAGGGCUUCAUGUUCAGCUCGCCAGGCGGCGAGGGCAUCAGCCGGCCGUCGUCGCGCGCGAGCUUCCGCAAGCCGGGCGAGUCGAGCGCGCCGGGCACACCGGCGGCCGCACCGACGCCGGCCGUGCGUCGCUUCCAGCAGAGCGGCUACGACACGCCGGGCAGCAAGCCGGGCACGCCGGUGCCCAGCGUGUUCACGCCGACGAUUCCGCGGCGUGCUGUGCAGUCGGGCGAGAGCGCCGGGCCCACCGAUGCCACGCGGCAAGCGGCUGAGCACGUUUCAGGCUCUGCCGAGACCAGCGGCCCCGCGCUCGACACGUCGGCGCUGAAUCGCCUGCAAGCCAAGGUGAUGCGCGCUGAGCUCAUGUCGGCGCCAAAUGCAGCGGCUCUGCGCGAAGAGCUCGAGCGGGAGCGCGCGAAGGCCAGCGGCGGCGACCGCGGUCUGGGCACCAUGGACUCGCAGGGCCACGUGCGCAGUGCCGAGCAGAGCGCAGACGUACAGGUGCUGCCAACUCUGGAUGGACACGGCCGCCUGUACGACGUCGGCACCGGACGUCCUGGCGAAGACGCGCCUGGCAUCACUUCUGGGAACCGGUUGCGCGAGAAGAACAAUCCUGACCGGCAGAAGUUCGAGACGCACGACCCGAAGACGGGCGAGCUGCUCCGCGUCAAUGCCGACGACGACAGCGUCACACUCGCAGAGCUCGUGCGGCAAGAGCGCUUCGGCGCCGGCAGCGCGGACCAGAAGAGCAUGGAUGCCGAGCUUGCGGGCCGCAUCAUGAACGAUGCUCGCUACGACCACAACUUGGACUACAUGGACGAGAACGCAGAGCGCCUGGCGCGCAAGAAGAUGAAGACCGAUGCCAUGAAGCGGCAAUUCGCGAUUCAGGACUUCGCCAAGACAAAGAAGGCACUCGACACUUGCCGCUUCUGCUGGCAGGACGAGGGCGCCGCACCGCCGCGGGCUGCGAGCGUCAGCACCGGCACGCGCGCCUACCUGGCCUUGCCAGAGGGUGCGCCGCUCGUAGACGGGCACUGCCUCAUCGUGCCCAUGCAGCAUCAUUUGAGCUCACUGGAGGCGGACGAUGACACGUGGGACGAGAUCAAGAACUUCAUGAAGUGCCUCAUGCAGCUCGCACACAAGCUCGGCCAGGCGUACGUCUUCUAUGAGACCGUGGCAACGCUCAAGCACCAGAAGCACACGUUCAUCGAGUGCAUGCCGGUGCCGCAGGACGUGCACCCAGUGCUGCCGGGCACGUUCCGCCAGGAGAUCCUCAGCGUCGAGACGGAGUGGUCGCAGAACCGCAAGCUCAUCGACUUCUCGAGCGCGCGCCCCUUCCGCCGCGCCAUGGUGCCGCAGCUGCCGUACUUCAUGGUGCAGUGGGACUACAAAGGCGAGAAGGGCUACGGGCACGUCAUCGAGGAGGGCGAGAACAACAUGGACGCCGAUGGCGACGACUACGGCUUCGCCGAAGGCCAGCGCAGCGGCGGCGCGUUCCCAAAAUGGUUCGCCAGCGAGAUCAUCGGCACGCUGCUCGAGCUCGAGCCGCGGCAAUGGCGCAAGCCCGGCCGGCUCGACCCUCGUCAGCAGACAGCUGCCAUCGCCGCCUUCAAGCAGCGCGGCUGGGACGCGCUCGACUGGACGAAGAUGCUCAGCCAGCAAGCGCAGCCGUCUGCAGGUGCCGGCGCUUCCGGCUCAAGCUGAUGCGCUGUAGAGCAGAAUCAGAUCACAUUCGCAUCACCGAGUCGCCCGUGUCACG
Molecule: messenger RNA, 2881 nt
Organism: Tilletiopsis washingtonensis
Lineage: Eukaryota; Fungi; Basidiomycota; Exobasidiomycetes; Entylomatales
Exons: 9
Coding region: 70-2826 (918 amino acids)
Biological process (GO): mRNA splicing, via spliceosome
Cellular component (GO): post-mRNA release spliceosomal complex
Source: RefSeq, a predicted model, not a curated record